CGUCUGUCUCCCCCGGUCAACAUGGUCCUGCUAACGAUGAUCGCCCGAGUGGCUGACGGACUCCCGCUGGCUGCCUCCAUGCAGGAGGACGAACAGUCAGGCAGGGACCUGCAGCAGUACCAGAACCAGGCCAAGCAGUUGUUCCGCAAGCUGAAUGAACAGUCUCCAACGCGGUGCACCCUGGAGGCAGGAGCCAUGACCUUCCACUAUCUGAUUGAGAAAGGUGUUUGUUAUCUGGUUCUCUGUGAAGCUGCUUUCCCCAAGAAGCUGGCCUUUGCUUAUCUGGAAGAUCUGUUUUCUGAAUUUGACGAACAACAUGGGAAGAAAGUGCCCACCGUGUCACGGCCAUACUCCUUUAUAGAGUUCGAUAACUACAUCCAGAAGACAAAGAAGUCAUACAUCGACAGCCGAGCCAGAAGAAAUCUUAGUUCUGUUAACACUGAGCUGCAGGAUGUGCAGAGAAUCAUGGUUGCUAAUAUUGAAGAAGUUUUGCUUCGGGGAGAAGCACUUUCAGCUUUGGAUUCGAAGGCCAGCAACCUGUCAACCUUGUCAAAGAAGUACCGCCAAGAUGCAAAGUACCUGAACAUGCGCUCCACUUACGCCAAGCUGGCCGCCGUAGCAGUCUUCUCCGUCAUGCUCAUUGUGUAUAUCCGAUUCUGGUGGUUGUGAAGCGAGGAAGACGGAGAUAAAAUACUGUGAAGAUGAGAGAGGGUUGGGGGAGUGUUUGCCAAGGUCUUAACCCUCUCACUGCUAGUGGCCAUCUCUGCAGUGAUGCGGUUAAUGGAUUUUGCACAUAACAGUGUGCGUAGAGAUCACUGAUGCUCUGGCCUCACAGCUGGCUUGUAGGGAACAUAAACAUUAAAAGUAGUGCUCCUUUUCCAAUGGCCAGCUAGGAGUAAGAAUGCACAUGGCUUAGUUCCUUUAUCUUGUCAUCUCUGCACAGCCACCCUGGACUGGUUCCUAGGAACCCUCCCUUGCUAUCUGACAGCGUAUUCUUGGUUGCUCUCCUAUCCCUUUUAGGCUACUAAUAUAAUAAGCAGGUUUCUACUACUCCAGAAGAAGCCACUUUGCUCCCAGUGUCUGCUCCACAGGCCUUGUAGGGGAUAAACAGAUCCAUUUCAAUGGGAUAAAUAUCAGAAGAAACAAGCUUGCAUACUAGGAUAUUGCAGCUCACCAAGAACACACAGGAUCUGGGGAAACCAAGUAGUUAUAUAAUUAUACUGCAAGUUGCCAAUUAUUAAAGGGAUUUUACAUGUAAUAAAACUGACACUGCUGUUUCAUAGCAGGGUGUGGGGGGGGGGGGGGAGGUAGAACUUUAAAGACUUGCCCAAGUAUCGCACUGAGCUGCAUUCAGCAGGAAGAAAACAGUUGUCUCAGUCUAAUAAAUGAUACAUAUUAUCUACCAUUA
Xenopus tropicalis (tropical clawed frog) is the source of this 1408-nucleotide messenger RNA. It is a transcript of the gene sec22b, whose product is annotated as SEC22 homolog B, vesicle trafficking protein. NCBI's taxonomy places the organism in Eukaryota, Metazoa, Chordata, Amphibia, Anura, Pipidae. Gene Ontology annotation, cellular component: bounding membrane of organelle; endoplasmic reticulum-Golgi intermediate compartment membrane; melanosome. Gene Ontology annotation, molecular function: SNAP receptor activity. The record is from RefSeq and is marked provisional. Gene Ontology annotation, biological process: endoplasmic reticulum to Golgi vesicle-mediated transport; retrograde vesicle-mediated transport, Golgi to endoplasmic reticulum.